ACUUCUGUCUGUGCUACCAAAUCACCACGCUUGGAAUGGUGCUGCCAACUCCGCAAACUACGUAGAGGAACUGUCAAAUGGGUUUAUUUACAUUUUUCUAUGCAAUUGCCACCAAAAAAAUUGUUCGCCGGUUGAACGAAUUGUUAAUUAUUUUUAAAUAGUUAAAAAAAUCUAAAGUAUUUGUAUGCAUUUUGUUCAAAUGACAACUUUUCGUGCUUUACUUACGGAUAGCGCCCGUGUUGGUUUCAUUAUGGGCGCCGGCGACGUUAUUAGCCAGACAUGGGUGGAAAAAAGGGAUCUUCGAAACAUUGAUGUGAACCGUAUGCUGAGAUUUGCCUCCGUGGGAAUUAUAUUUGUCGGUCCUGUAUUGAAAACUUGGUACGGAACUCUUGAUAAAUUGGUACCAAAGACGGACCCUCCAUUUAAGCGCGGAUUAAAGAAAAUGGCCUUAGACCAGCUAGUUUUUACCCCAGGAUUCGUAGCAAGUGUGCUGGGCGUGAUUGGCUUGGCAAAUGGCCAAACACGAGCACAAGUAAAGGAAACUCUAAGAGAAGAUUACUUUAUGAUUUUGAGUAGAAAUUAUAUGCUUUGGCCAGCUGCACAAAUUAUUAAUUUCUCAGUGGUUCCAAUUAAUUACCAAGUUUUGUUUGCACAGUUUGUAGCUGUUAUAUGGAAUACCUACCUGUCUAUGAAGCUGAACGAGGAGAAAAAGUAAUUUUUAGCCAACAAACUGCCUAUUAAAGAUAGACUUAUCCUUGCUAUAACGUAAAACGCCGUAAGGAUAAAGAAUGAAAACAUAUAAUACAUAGCUUUAAUACAAUACUCAAAAUCUAGAGAAAAUGUAUACAAAUGUAAAUAUGUAAUCCGAAUACGUAUAAUGUAAAUCUUAUGCUAACAUACUUUUGUAACAAAUAAAACAUAAUUUAGAAGGCACUUGUUAAUAAAUACACAUAUGUAGAUAUAACCAAAGAAACUCGUUACCAAAUUGCCAUUGUAAAAUCUGCAAAAUAUUUUUGAAUCCAUAUUAUUUGUAAAAGAAUAAUCUGCAAAAUCAAAUGAUCUUUGAAAGACCUGCAGUGGGAUUCUAG
Rhagoletis zephyria (snowberry fruit fly) is the source of this 1088-nucleotide messenger RNA. It is a transcript of the gene Mpv17, whose product is annotated as Mitochondrial inner membrane protein MPV17. Gene Ontology annotation, biological process: regulation of mitochondrial DNA metabolic process. NCBI's taxonomy places the organism in Eukaryota, Metazoa, Arthropoda, Insecta, Diptera, Tephritidae. Gene Ontology annotation, molecular function: channel activity. Gene Ontology annotation, cellular component: cytoplasm; mitochondrion; membrane. The record is from RefSeq and is a predicted model, not a curated record.